AUGGAGGAUGCUAGGAGAGUAGAAGAAGGAUUGGUCCAUAGAGCAACUGCUAAUGAAGAUCAUCACAAGGUUCAUGUUGGUGAUGACUUGGAGAAAUCUGAUGGUGGAGAUGUCAUCAAGAAUGAGAAAGAGGAGAGGAGGGCAGCAGAGGAUCAAGCUGUAGUUGAACAAAAAGGGGAGGAGGAACAGGUGGUUGUGAAGCAGAAGAACAAGAGGGUUGCAACCUUGGAUGUAUUUAGGGGUCUCACCAUAGUGUUGAUGAUAUUGGUGGAUGAUGCGGGGGGAGCGUAUUCGCGAAUUGAUCACUCUCCAUGGAAUGGCUGCACAUUGGCUGACUUUGUGAUGCCAUUCUUUCUCUUCAUUGUUGGGGCUGCAAUCGCCCUCGCACUCAAGAGAGUUCCCAACAUUGGGGAUGCAAUUAAGAAGAUAAUGUUGAGAACAUUGAAGCUUCUCUUUUGGGGAAUAUUGUUGCAAGGAGGGUACUCCCAUGCCCCGGACGAUCUUGCUUAUGGAGUUGACAUGAAGCAUAUCCGGUGGUUUGGAAUCCUCCAGAGAAUAGCUGUGGUUUAUAUGUUUGUGGCUCUAAUUGAGGCUCUAACUACCAAACUCAGACCAGCUGUCCUUGAACCUGGACAUUUGUCCAUUUACACAGCAUAUAAGUGGCAAUGGAUUGGAGGGUUAGUUGCAUUCGUCGUAUACAUGAUCACAACAUACUCGCUAUAUGUUCCAGAUUGGAGUUUCGUGGCGUACAGCCAUGAUGAAGCAAAGAGAUAUACUGUAAAAUGUGGAAUGAGAGGACACUUAGGUCCUGCGUGCAAUGCUGUUGGUUAUGUGGAUAGAGAAGUUUGGGGAAUUAAUCAUCUCUAUUCAGACCCCGUCUGGAAGCGAUUAAAGGCUUGCACUCUUAGUUCCCCAGAUUCUGGCCCACUUCGCGAAGGGGCUCCAUCAUGGUGCCGUGCUCCAUUUGAACCAGAAGGCUUGUUGAGUACAAUCUCAGCAAUCCUAUCAGGCACAAUUGGUAUUCAUUAUGGACAUGUUUUGAUCCAUUUCAAGGGUCACAAGGAGAGGCUCAAGCAGUGGGUAUCAAUGGGAAUUUGUUUACUGAUUGUAGCUAUCAUUCUUCAUUUCACGGAUGCGAUUCCCAUCAACAAACAGUUAUACAGCUUCAGCUAUGUCUGCUUUACGGCUGGUGCAGCUGGAAUUGUGUUCUCUGGAUUCUAUGUACUGAUUGAUGUUUGGGGAUUCCGGACGCCAUUUUUAUUCCUAGAAUGGAUAGGGAUGAAUGCAAUGCUGAUAUUUGUGAUGGCGGCUCAAGGUAUCUUUGCAGCAUUCGUAAAUGGAUGGUACUACGAGUCCCCUGAUAAGACCCUCGUGAAUUGGAUCCAAAAGCAUGUUUUCAAUGAUGUUUGGAAAUCAGAGAGGCGAGGGACCCUCUUAUACGUGAUAUUUGCUGAAAUCACAUUCUGGGGAGUAGUUGCAGGCAUCUUGCACAAAUUGGGUAUAUACUGGAAGCUUUGAUAAGAAACAUUCUUCAACAUGAGAUGGAAUGAAAACUCAACAGUUAGUGGUACUUGUAAGAUUCAGACAUGUGUCAUAGUACUUGUCAUGUUCAUCUAUAUACCUUAAAUUUUUUGUUUUG
This is a messenger RNA of Tripterygium wilfordii, 1639 nucleotides long. RefSeq names its product heparan-alpha-glucosaminide N-acetyltransferase-like. The record is from RefSeq and is a predicted model, not a curated record. Bases 1 to 1518 code for a protein of 505 amino acids. The transcript has 13 exons. Lineage: Eukaryota; Viridiplantae; Streptophyta; Magnoliopsida; Celastrales; Celastraceae.